UUCCCGAGGCGACACCCAAAAGCAAAAAUCUUUGAUCUGUAUUCAAACUUCGAACAUACAAAGGUAGAGAGAGGAGAAAAUUACAACAGUUAUGUCUCUGUCUACCGCCAAAAUAGUUUUGACGACUCCCAAGAAGUCAACACCCGCGACGCCACCCGUUACCGACAGUCCAGGCACGUGGCGACAUCCACGCUUAGAAGAGAUUACUCGACGUCAGGAUGCUACCACAUUCACCGACAAGAACGUGACACGCAUUGCAAUCAAUGUAGCUGUUUUUAUAAUAUGUAUUCUCCUACAUACCUUCUUAGCGCGAGUGUUACCGGGCAGAAAAUCAUGGCCCUACUUAGUCUGGUACUACUCUAGAUACGUGUACUGGGCCAUUCUUGCCAUCCCUUUCUUCAACAUAGGCGCCAAUCUCCUGCCUCUCCUCAGAUCCAAGGAUGAUCUUUCCGAUAUCCCUCUGACUCCCGGCCAACGGCGACUACUUGGCUUACCGCCUACCUCCGCGCCGCCCACGCCUGGCUCCGUGUAUAGCACACCGCCACGAUACUCCCGAACCCCCUCGAUCUCCGGUUCUGCGGGUAGCAAGCGCAGCUUCUCAGGUUCACCAGCGUCGAAUCACGCGAGCCCCACCACUGGAAGCGGAGGCGAGAAGAACUUCAGUAUUAUAGGGUCGCCGAACAGCCCUUUGCUGCAGAAAGCCAUGAAUGGCGCGCGCCGCUCCUCGUUUGGAUCUUCUGGCAGCAUCUUCGGCAAUAGUACGUUCGGCGCUAGCACGUUCGGUGCCAGCACUGCCUCAUCGAUCUACGGAGGAGUUCCGGACAGUCCAAGCCCGAUGACGGGAAAGAGGAGCACGGUUGGUCUGAACAACAAGUGGCUUUACGAGAGGGGACGGGAUCGCAGAUCCUCGGGCAAUGCUUGGCUACACACAUGAGACGGGCCAGAGCAGUGUAUGAUAAAGAGGCUAGCCGUGCUACGUUUACCAACUGCUGCCUACAUGGAAUUUAGUAUAGAGAUCAAUACGAACCAGAGGAACCAAAAAAAUAUUGCAUCAUUAAACACUUCACAACGAACUU
Messenger RNA from Hypoxylon fragiforme, 1076 nucleotides. Its product is annotated as NPCC-domain-containing protein. The record is from RefSeq and is a predicted model, not a curated record. Gene Ontology annotation, biological process: spindle pole body duplication; protein import into nucleus. Gene Ontology annotation, cellular component: nuclear pore transmembrane ring; nuclear outer membrane. The transcript has 2 exons. The coding region runs from base 92 to 934 and encodes 280 amino acids. Lineage: Eukaryota; Fungi; Ascomycota; Sordariomycetes; Xylariales; Hypoxylaceae.